UCAGGGAGCCGAAACAGGCACCAUCGAGUCGCGGUCUUCCAAGGUCCUAGAGUGGAGUGGCAAGCAAGCCAGGUGUGUCGUGUAGUGGCGCGUUUGGCGCUCCGUGCCCAGAUGAAUUACAUUCUGGAUUUAUCUCAAAAUUUCUCUUUACUGGAUUCAUGGACUACCCUUCAGGUUACAGCCAAAAGAAAAUUCUCCAGAGCAGAAAGAGCAGCCUGGAACUGGGGAUGGCUACCAUGCUGGGACUCCGGCUGCAAGGAAACAGCAAAGACCUUGGACAGGCGCCAUUGUGCAAACAAUUCAGGCAGUUGCGCUAUGAAGAAACUGCAGGGCCCCGGGAGGCACUGCAACGGCUCCGUGAGCUCUGCCACCAGUGGCUGCAGCCAGAGACCCACAGCAAGGAGCAGAUCCUGGAGCUGCUGGUGCUGGAGCAGUUCCUGGCCAUCCUGCCGGAAGAGCUGCAGGCCCAGGUGCAGGAGAAGCAUCCUGAGAGCGGGGAGGACUUGGUGGUUUUACUGGAAGACUUGCAGCUGGAACUUGGAGAAAAAGGACAGCAAGAGGGCCCAGACCAGGAAAAGAAGCAGUCACUGCUUGUGGAAGCCCCAGGCCCUCUGAGUGCAGUGCAGGCGCAGCAGGUCCUACCUGGGUAUGAAGGUCAGAAGCCUGAGAAGAAGCAGGAUGAGGAGAUACAGAUUGAGAAUGGCAGGCUUGUAAUGACAGAUCCCUGUGGAACAGAGGAGUCACCCAGAAAGAAAGCUGAACCCAGAGAGGCUCAUUAUGAAGACUCUAACUUGGAAAGGCAGCAGGGCACGCCCCAGAACUCAGACUUGACUGAAUUCAGAAGCACUCACAUAGGAGGAAAGCUCUGUGACUCGGAAGUGUGUCAAAGUUCUGCUCUUACUGGACAUCAGAAACCCCACUCGAAAGAGAAAGGCCACCAGUGCCACGAGUGUGGGAAAGUCUUUCAGAGGAGUUCACACCUUGUCAGACACCAGAAAAUCCACCUUGGUGAGAAGCCAUAUCAGUGCAAAGAGUGUGGGAAAGUCUUCAGCCAGAAUGCAGGCCUUUUGGAGCAUCUCAGAAUCCAUACUGGAGAGAAACCUUUUCUAUGCAUCCAUUGUGGAAAGAACUUUAGGCGCAGCUCUCACCUUAAUCGACACCACAGAAUUCACAGUCAAGAGGAACCCUGCGAAUGCAAGGAGUGUGGGAAAACCUUUAGUCAAGCCCUGCUCCUCACCCACCAUCAGAGAAUCCACAGUCAUUCCAAAAGCCACCGGUGUAAUGAAUGUGGCAAAGCCUUCAGCUUGACCUCAGACCUCAUUCGGCAUCACAGGAUUCACACUGGAGAAAAACCGUUCAAGUGUAAAGUAUGCCAGAAAGCCUUCCGACUAAACUCACACCUUGAUCAGCACAUAAGAAUCCAUAACGAAGAAAAGCCCUACAAGUGUACUGAGUGUGGAGAUGCCUUCCGGCAGAAGUCAGGUCUCUUUCAGCAUCAGAGACAUCACCACAGAGGGAGACUGGCUUGAUGAGUGUUUUCUCCGUGUAGAACAUCAGAAGGAACAGAGAAGCAAAAAAACAUGAGAAGAAGCCUCUGGCCAUCUAGUAUGGGAGAAUGUUCCAGGGCCAAGUUGGAAGCCAUUUGCUUCCCUUUCCUCUCCUCUGUGUUCCUUGAAGCUGGCCUAGAACUGCAAUAGACAGCACUGUGUGAGCAAAGCAAAACAGCAGUCUUCACUACAAGAUUUCGAAGAGGCUCUAAUAUGACAAUUGCAUGGUUGUAUAUCUCCACAUAGCCUGUGACUCAAUGAGGCCUUUGAGAAUAGCAGCCAGUCAGGUGUCCCUGGGUUUAGAGACUGAUAGAAAACAAGGGCAGGUUGAUGUUUUAGAUACCAUAGCAACGGACUCAUUUUCUCCACUGGCUUCACCUCCUCCAUUUUGCUGGCCUUACCUCCACACUCCUCAUGCAUAACCAAUGGAAGCAUUUUAGAAAGCAAAGAUGAACCUUUCUGGUUAACUGUAGUACUUGUCCUCAUGUCAUUUUACAUUCUCCAUCCCCAUCCCCACCACAUUUCAUUGGUUCAAGUCACAAAUCAGUUUUACUUAGACUAUGGAAUGAGUUAUUUGAGUGAACUGUGCUGAAAUAAUCGUAGUAGCAACUGUUUUCCUUGAUAACUUCAGUGCUGGUACAGGGACUGCUGGAUAGAUGCUCUUCAAAAAAUCCAGUGACAGAAAUCAGACUUACUCCUUUUAACAUUGGAGAUGCAGUUUUUAAAUGUUGCUUGUUUUGGAAUUUAUUGAAAGCAAUAAAGUCACUUUUUAGAGGAGGUCUAUCUCUGUAUCAGUAACAGCAUGUUAACCAUUAAGAAUAUUAUAGUUUGGGCCAGGGAUUUAGCUCAGUGGUGCUGUAUGCAGGUACAAGGUCCUGAGUUUGAUCCCAAGCACAUAUGGAGGGUAAACAUUGCUUACUGGUCGGUAGUAGCUGCAACCUGCCAAUGUGGGAAGAAGCCUGAACCCUCAUAGUGAUCAGAAGUUCAGCUGUGUGUAACUUAAAAGUAAAAAAACAGGAUAGACUUUGUAAAGCUUUUUUGUCUCUAAUAGAAAAGGUUGGAGGGCUAGGGAUGUAGCUUAUUGGUUCCACUGCCUGCCACAAAAGUGCAAGGACCUGAAUUUGAUCCCUGGUUACCCACCCCCACAAAAGGGUUCAAGAUGACCAGGCCAGGACUGUUAAGGUGGUUCCAUGGUACCAUCCUGGUCCAUGCCAGGAAGACCCUCACAUGAUCCAUGAUGGCUGUUGAAGCUUCAGACAUCACAUGUAAAAUGGAAAAACAGCAGGACAAAAAAAGGCUUCUUCCAGUUGUCAGCACUCUGAGCUGCCUUUCCAACAUAUAUAUCUCUGGCCAAAACUUUGGGAAAGAAGGCAGGAAAGACUUUUAAAGCAUAGUCAUAAUUGCUGAAACUUACAAGAAGGCUAGAUGUCCUUCCAUAUUUGAAGGGAUAAUUAAACUGGGCCAAUUUUUGCCAGCACAGUGUCACACUAAUAAUCUCAUCUACUUGGGAGGCUGAGGCAGGAGGAUCACAAGUUCAAGCCUGGCCUGGCAAUUUAGUGUGACCCUGUCUCAAAAAAUAAAAACUGGGGAUGUAGCUCAACAGUAGCAUGCCCAUGUACCCUAAACAAACCAUCUGGGCCUAUUUUUUAAAGGUGUUUCCUAUUUUUGCUGCUGAAUUGAACAUCUUUUUACAUGUUAAUUGAUCAUUUACAGUUCUUAUUUUGUGAGUAUCCUCCUUUGCUGACAGUCUUCUCUUAAGCAGUAAUGCCCUUAAAAGUACUGUAAAUAGAAGCUAUCAAACUUUAAAUACAUGUCUUUAGACAAUUCCAAGAUCUAUUUAUCAAACAAAAAUAAGAGAAUGGAGAUGUUGAAUGGUGUUCCCUAUGGUAUUAAUUAAAAAAAAAAAUACAGCCGUGCACAGUGACACACUGUAACCUGAGCAUUCUGGUUGGCUGAGCAACUUAAGCUAAGCCGGUCAAAGAGAUGGGAGGGCUGGGAUGUGUGAAGGCUCUGGUUCUAUUCCCAGUAUGGCCUGGAGUACAACAAGUAUUUCAGAAGG
Fukomys damarensis (Damara mole-rat) is the source of this 3606-nucleotide messenger RNA. It is a transcript of the gene Zscan26, whose product is annotated as zinc finger and SCAN domain containing 26. Lineage: Eukaryota; Metazoa; Chordata; Mammalia; Rodentia; Bathyergidae. The record is from RefSeq and is a predicted model, not a curated record. Gene Ontology annotation, molecular function: DNA-binding transcription factor activity, RNA polymerase II-specific; RNA polymerase II cis-regulatory region sequence-specific DNA binding. The transcript is spliced from 6 exons. Gene Ontology annotation, biological process: regulation of transcription by RNA polymerase II. Bases 159 to 1529 code for a protein of 456 amino acids.